GCAUUCUCCUCUCUGAGUCGUGUGGGAAGCUGCUCAGUGAAUGCGGCUGCAGAAGAAGCCAGCAUACUUAUGCGCCUGACACGGAUACUGUUCUGUCUUGCAGGAGAAGGGGGGAACACAAGCCUACUUCCCUCUCUUUUAACUUCCUCCAUUCCCCCGGGCUGGAUAUAAUUUAAAAAUCCUUACAUUUCCUCUCCAAGUUUAUUUUGAUGACAUUCUCUGUGGACCGACGGAUGCGCGGAGUUUCCAGCUCCUCACUUGCACCGCAGUUGACUAAAGGCUGAAUAACUGCAUUAUUCAUUUUUACGCACCGGUUUCUGUUGUCCUGACUUGUCUCUCUUGUUUCUCUCUUUGUGCUUGUCCGCUUUUUUCAUCCGGGAGAGGAUCUUCGAUAUCGCCAUAUUCCGUCCUUUAAAAAAAGAAAAGAAACAUUCCCUCUCGUUGGAUUUAGCCUGAAAUAAGCAUUUCUUCUGCCUGCAAGUAAACAGACCGCUAAAAAACAAACAAUGUUUUGCAAGGAGUAAGAACAAUUACCUGGGUUUAUGCUGCCCCAAUGGACUUUAAUAUACUGAUACAAAUAACCUGAUGGGAGCGUUUUGGCUGCCUAUGCUAUCUGAAGCAUUAUCCCUGUGCGCAACUUCACUCGAAACAAACGAGAAUUUAGUCAUCGGAUCGUUGGGGGUUGCUGAGCCGAGUUAAAUCCAGACGUACAGUGUUGGCCAUCCUCUCUCCCGCCUUGUUUGCGCUUCUCUUUGGCUCACCCUCCUUUUCCAGUUUCCUCCUUCAUAAACGCUCCAAGAAUGACAGACUUAUUUCACCGCAUCACCGACCGCCUUGCGCCUUUUUUCACGCCUUGGAGUCGCCGGACGCGCUGUCAAGAUCUCUGAAAACUGUCUGCCUCUCCCUUUCUCUCUCUCUCUUUCUGUCUUUCCCUAUCUAUCUUUCCCCUCAUUUCUAACCGUCUUUCUCUAUUUUUGCAACCAAAUGAAUGCACUCCCAUGGAGGUAGUACAACCACCUUGGGGACCGAACAACCAGAGGGGUGAUUUUUUCAAGCAAGAGGAGCCCGUCAGCAAGAGACGCAUCGGGUGAAAUCUGAGCUCAACCCCAUCCCCCCCCUCCCUCCCUCCUUUCUCUCCAUCUCCAGCGCACCCCCACCAGUUUGCUCGGGUCGUGUUGAUAUACAGUAGCCUUCAUGGGGAUAUAGGGGCUGGAGAAACCUUGUUGCGCCCCUACAACUGCCUGCGUUCUACUUCAGCUUCAGAGGACUGUUUGCGCACGUCUCCAUCCAUGUCUCACCAUUGCUGCCCCGUGUCUCCAGAGGGAGCCGCAUUCAUUAGCACCUCAGCUUUGGGUUACUAAAUGGUUUUCUGGAGGAGGAUUUCUAACCGCCGAGAUGCUGCUCUUACUCCUGCUGGCAGCCUUUUCUUCCUCCAUCUCCGGCUCCCUCUCCUCCUCCCUCUCCUCCCCCUCCAUGUCGGAUAGACCUCAGAUGGCAGACCCGUCCACCUCGGAUUUGAUGGCCGAGACCUGCAGUGCCUGCUCCUGCAUGUCAGUGGAAAACGUGCUGUAUGCCAACUGCGAAAAGAUCACUGUCUAUCGACCCACGCAGCUCAUCCCGCCGGCCUCCUCCCUAUACCACCUGAACUUCCAGAACAACUUCUUAAUCGUACUGUACCCUAACUCAUUCCUCAACUUCACCCACGCCGUGUCACUGCAGCUGGGGAACAAUAAACUGCAGAACAUUGAAGGUGGAGCGUUCAUGGGGAUGAGCGCGUUGAAACAACUGCACCUGAACAAUAAUGAAUUAAAGGUGCUGCGAGCAGACACUUUCCAAGGGAUGGAAAACUUGGAAUACCUUCAGGCUGACUACAAUUUGAUAAAAUACAUCGAAAAGGGAGCAUUUAACAAACUGCACAGGUUAAAAGUGCUCAUCUUGAAUGAUAAUCUCAUACAGGCACUUCCUGACAACAUAUUUCGCUUUGCGUCGCUUACACACCUGGAUAUAAGGGGGAACAGGAUCCAGAGGCUUCCUUAUUUGGGGGUUCUCGAGCAUAUCGGGCGCAUUGUAGAACUGCAGCUGGAUGACAACCCCUGGAACUGUACCUGUGAUUUAGCACCUCUCAAGGCGUGGCUUGAAAACAUGCCCUAUAAUAUUUUUAUUGGCGAGGCCAUAUGUGAAACACCAAGUGAUUUGUACGGGAGACUCCUGAAAGAAACUAACAAGCAGGAGCUUUGUCCCAUGGGAACAGGAAGUGACUUUGAUGUAAGAAUGCCACCCUCACCGCCUGAUAAUGGGCAGUCACCCUCCAAAAUGUCCCCAACCACUCUGGCUCCCAUGGCCACCAAAGCGCCAAAGACCACUGACUCAUCUAAGAUUUACGGUAAUGGUAUUGUGGCUGGUUUACCCCCUUUUGGAAGAAAUAGACAGAUUGUUUCGUUCCAGACACGGACCCCUCCAUUGCUGUGUCCGCAGCCCUGCAGCUGUAAAGCCCACCCCUCUGACUUUGGCAUCAGCGUCAGCUGUCAAGAGAGGAAUAUUAAAAAUUUAGUUGAUCUCCUUCCCAAACCCCCAAAUGCCAAGAAACUUCACCUAAGUGGAAAUUACAUCCGUGAUAUAAGCCCGGCUGAUUUCCAAGGCUUUGAAGGCUUAGAUUUGCUACAUCUUGGCAGCAACCAAAUUGUCACGGUCCAAAAAGGUGUGUUUUCUAACCUAACUAACCUGAGAAGGCUGUAUUUGAAUGGAAACCAGCUUGAACAGUUACACCCAGAAAUGUUUUUGGGCCUCACAAACUUACAGUACCUAUAUCUGGAAUACAAUGCCAUAAAAGAAAUUUUAGCGGGUACAUUUGACUCCAUGCCGAACCUACAACUCCUGUAUCUCAACAACAAUGUUCUGCGAAGUCUCCCUGCCUAUGUGUUUGCGGGUGCCUCUUUAGCCAGACUGAAUCUAAAAAACAACCACUUCAUGACCCUACCAGUGAGUGGUGUCUUGGACCAGCUGCAAUCAUUGACCCAGAUAGACCUCGAAGGGAACCCAUGGGAGUGUUCCUGCGAUCUUGUCGCCCUCAAACUCUGGCUGGAGAAGCUAAGUGAUGGAGUGGCUGCCAAAGAGGUAAAAUGUGCCUCCCCUGUGCAGUUCUCCAACAUUGAGCUGCGCCUCUUGAAAAAUGAGAUCCUGUGUCCAAAGCUUAUCGCGAGGCCGCCGUUUAUUCUCACUAGCGCAGCGCCUGUUUUGACCUCACUGUCGCCUGCCGGAGUUGGAAAAGCACCGCCCGGAGGGCCUGUGCCUCUCUCCAUCAUGAUCCUCAGCAUCCUUGUAGUGCUGAUCCUCACUGUGUUUGUGGCCUUCUGCCUGCUAGUCUUUGUCCUGAGGCGAAAUAAAAAACCAGUAGGGAGGCAGGAGGGGCUUGGGAAUCAGGAGUGUGGCUCCAUGUCAUUGCAGCUCCGCCGACGCAGUCACAAAUCAGGCAAAAAAGGCUCCAUCCCGGGAGACGACUUGGGAGGCGAGACAUUCAUCCCCCAGACAAUUGAGCACAUUGGCAAAAGCCACACCUGCGGGAUUGGACGUUCCUCAGACAUGGACGCUGGGUUCAAGUUUGCAGACUCACAGAAGCAGAAGAUUAUCCUCCGGAACAGUGCCGACAAGGAUAAAGACUCGCUUUCCACCCUGGAGCGCAACAAACGCCUCAGCACCAUCGACGAACUCGAGGAGUUCCUCCCCCACCGAGAGCCCAGCAUGUUCAUCCAGAACUUCCUGGACAGCAAAAGAGAUUUCAACAGUAUAGGGAUGAGCGGGUACGAAAUCCGUUACCCUGAGAAAACGCUGGAUAAAAAGAUGAAGAAGUCGUCGCUGAUAGGCGGGAACCACAGUAAGAUCGUGGUAGAGCAGAGAAAAAGUGAGUAUUACGAGCUGAAAGCCAAGCUCCAAGGAACGCCUGAUUACCUGCAGGUGCUCGAGGAGCAGACUGCGCUGAGUAAAAUGUAGGGAUUGUUGCAUUUGAUUUAGUUCAUUGAUGACACACACACACACACACACACACACACACACACACACACACACAAACACACACACAACACACACACACACACACACACACACGCACACCAUUAAAUCCCCCAGAGCUCUUGCUUUCUGUCUUCAUCUCCCUUUCUUUCUGUAGCCACACAUGCAACCUCACAAACACACACACCCUUACACACACACUCCCACAUACAGCAAAAAAGUGCCUUCUGGAAAUCCUUAAUGACCAAUGCAGAGAUGGACAAAAUGGCUCCACACUACAAAAGCUAUUACUAGAAUCAGCGUGGAUCUAUUUCACAGUAAAAGACCUUUUGGAUUAUCCAUGCCACUACAUGUAUGAGUCCCACAUAUAUACCACAGGACACCCUAAAAAGCAACAAGACAGUCAUAGUAUUUUUUUUGUUGUUGCUGCUAUUAAAAUGGGUAUCUAUCUUCUUAUUUUUGUUGUUCUUGUUGCUCUUUUACCUCCUCCUUUUGUUUUUCCAACCAAAUCAAAGGGUGUUGAAAACUUGAGAAUAUACCUUGCCGUCUUCAACCCUAAUUUAAAAAAAAACAAAAAAAUAGAGAGAGAAAAGUUUGGUUGUUGUUCUUUUGCUCUGGAAAGUAAAUCAUUGCUUCUGGGAUGAGAGUAACAGAGUUGGUGACACAGUGGAUGCUACUUUGCGUUUUGAUUUUUGUAUUUGCGGGGAUAUCUGUUUGUUCUUGGGGAUGCCUCUGGAGUCAGCUGCAGACUUUCUGCCACCAUGUCUGGAUUACACACCAGUAGCCGUACACCUGCUCUUUGCAGGCAGGCUAAGCCGCUCCUGUUUAGGCACUGCAAAACUCUUUUUGGAGGAAUGAUUUCCAUGACUUGUUCUCUUUGUGUAAGGAGCCAUGUUAAAUAUAGUGUCUUCUGAAUGGAGUUGUGUUUCUCUUAACUGUAUGUUUUGGGUGAAAUAUAACGGCACAUACACUGUCAGAGGACGUUGUUUCUGAAAAAUGAAGAACAAAAAAACCCAAGGAUAAAUUACAAAGCUGCUUGCCAUGUAAGCGUAACCUGGAAUUUAUUUUGUAAGUCUUACAUUAUUUGUAUCUGUGGGACUGGUUUGUAAAUUACAAGAAAGGACAAACAUCUACAUACACACACAGACACACACACACAGACACACACACACACACACACACACACACACACACUUUGUACGACGAAGCAUCAUCAUCAAGAGACUACAAGCCAGAAUUGUCAAACCGCUAGUAUAAUUCAAUCGGUGAUCCACCUCCCCUUGUCAGCUCUCAAUUCGUAGUAAAAGAAAUUUAACAAGAUAGUUAAUUUAUUUUUCUAUGCAGGAUUAUUUAAAGAGUUAUUGGUAUUAUUUAAAAAAAAAAGAAUAAUACACAAAGAGCGGAGAGGAAUUGAUGCAUCAGAGCUAAUUCAGGCCACUAUAAGUUACUGUUGAGUCAAUUGAGGGGGUUUCUUGUUUCUCUCGGUUUGCUGAAGAACUGGACCCGCUGGACGACGGGUUGUGAAAUGUGAUCUGUGAUGUUUCCUUUUUUUACUUUGUCGCACGACAUGCCGAGGCCUGAUAGAAGUUUGUGAAGUUUCAAGCAGUUUCCUUAUUCUUAUAUCUCCCACAUUAUCUUGUAAAAGGUUUCUUAUUAACAUUAUGCAACCAAAAUAAAUGUGCAUUAAACUUGAUAUGGUUCCAAAGUUGUUGGGAUGGGAGUGGAGACAUUUUGCAGGACGAGUAAAAGGCUACAAAUUGUAGCUCUAAAAAUUGUUAGAUCGGGGCAGAAUCAUAUCAUAAAAACACAAUGUGCAAUAUUAGUAAAAAA
Messenger RNA from Etheostoma cragini (Arkansas darter), 5835 nucleotides. RefSeq names its product SLIT and NTRK-like family, member 4 (gene slitrk4). The coding region runs from base 1396 to 3987 and encodes 863 amino acids. Gene Ontology annotation, molecular function: protein binding. The transcript has 3 exons. Gene Ontology annotation, biological process: positive regulation of synapse assembly; regulation of presynapse assembly; axonogenesis. Lineage: Eukaryota; Metazoa; Chordata; Actinopteri; Perciformes; Percidae. The record is from RefSeq and is a predicted model, not a curated record. Gene Ontology annotation, cellular component: glutamatergic synapse; membrane.